Rattus rattus (black rat) is the source of this 1211-nucleotide messenger RNA. Its product is annotated as inactive serine protease 45. Gene Ontology annotation, biological process: proteolysis. Lineage: Eukaryota; Metazoa; Chordata; Mammalia; Rodentia; Muridae. Bases 1 to 993 code for a protein of 330 amino acids. The transcript has 6 exons. The record is from RefSeq and is a predicted model, not a curated record. Gene Ontology annotation, molecular function: serine-type endopeptidase activity.
AUGGCUACGUCACUGCGCCUCCUGGACGCUGGGCCUGGAUCCUUGAGGCGCUGGAUCCCAACCUGCUUUGCGGCGCUACUGUUGCUGCCUCCACGGCCAAACUUAGGUUAUAAUGGGGACCACGCUGAACCAGUUUGUGGCGCACCCUGGUGGGCUGACAGCUUGGAGGAGCGCCACCAUUGGCCCUGGGAAGUGAGCCUUCAGAUAGAAAAUGAGCACGUGUGUGGAGGAGCCCUCAUUGAUCAGAGCUGGGUGGUGUCCGCGGCUCACUGCAUCCAGGGCAACAAAGAAUACUCAGUGAUGUUGGGUAGCAGCACACUCCAGCCCAGCGGCUCCCCCUGGGUCCUGAAGAUUCCCGUGGGUGACAUCAUCAUGCAUCCCAAGUACUGGGGCCAGAACUUCAUCAGAAGCGACAUUGCCCUUCUCUGUCUUGAAACCCCUGUCACUUUCAACAAGUACAUACAGCCCAUCUGUCUCCCAGAGCACAACUUCAACUUGAAGGUCGGUAUGAAGUGCUGGGUGACUGGCUGGGGCCAGGCUAAGCAACACCCCUCAGCCAAGUUGACACGGAGUCUAGAGCUUUGGGAGGCUGAGGUAUCCAUUGUUGACAACAAGAACUGUGACAGAGUCUUCCACAAGAAGACCUUCUAUCCCCAAGUUAUCCCCCUUAUCCGGAAGAACAUGAUCUGUACCACCAAUCAUAGGGAGAACCCGUGCUAUGGAGAUCCCGGGGGACCAUUGACUUGUGAAGUCCAUGGGAGAUGGAUUCUGGCUGGCAUAUUCUCGUGGGAGAAGGCCUGCACCAAAGCUCCGAAUCUAAGCGUAUACACCCGCAUCGACAAAUAUACCGGAUGGAUCAAGGAGCAAGUGAGCCGUGGGGCGCGGUCCGGGCGCUGCAGGACCUCCUGCCUUCUGUUCCUGCCCUGGCUGCUGCAGCUCCCAGUGAGCCCAGGACCUCCCCACCCCUUCCUCUUCCUGCUUUGCCUCUGCUGAAUGGCACUAGGUUGUCUCUCCAUAUUCCACAGGAGUCAGGGUGGGAAUGGAAUGACCCCUGGAGAACUUGGGUCCUGCUCUGGUGUCCUAGCAGGGAGGGCUGUGGUGGGUGGGCUAGGCCUUGCUUGAGUGUCCAGGAGAAAGGGAGGAUGUGCCUGUCAGGAGGAACGUUCUGGAAUUUAAGACCAAGAGCAGAGAUUAAAUUUGUGUGAGAAUGA